Psylliodes chrysocephalus is the source of this 1484-nucleotide messenger RNA. The record is from the annotation of a GenBank genome assembly. Lineage: Eukaryota; Metazoa; Arthropoda; Insecta; Coleoptera; Chrysomelidae.
CGAACUAAUAUAGUUUCUAACCUUAAAAAUUGACAUUUAUCUUAAAUCUAAUAAUUAAAUAAACUAACGAAGUAGCUAUAAUGUUUAAAUUAAAAAUUAUUGAUUUUAUGAAGUAAAUGAAAAUAGUAUGAAAAAGUUACUGAUGUGACCAAAAAAUACAAUUUCGUUAGAGAAAUAGCCAUAUAAUGGCCAGACCAGAAAAUCUGUGCAAUCAAUCAUUACUUGAAGCUGGUGAACGAACUCUUGAUAGAACAAUCGGUGAACCUGGUGACGUUAAAACCCAGUUUGUUACAAGAGAAGGAACCUAUAGACUGUUAACUUUAAGUGAAUAUUCUCGACCAAACCGAGUUGGAUACCAACCACAGGGACAAACACCACCUCAAGUUAGAGUAUCUCUAGUCUCCCUUCCUGAUCAAGCAGGAGAACGAAUUUGCUUUAAUCACGGCAGGGAACUGUAUGUUUAUGUUUAUAAAGGAAUAAAGAAAGCAGCAGAUUUAAGUAAACCCCUAGAAAAAAAGGUAUAUAAGGGUACAAACCCAACUUGUCAUGAUUUCAAUAGUACUUCUGCUGUAAGUGAUGGUGUAAGUCUACUCAUAGGAUUUAGCACUGGCCAAAUUCAAUUAAUUGAUCCAAUAAAAAAAGAACUAAGUAAACUAUUUAAUGAAGAAAGAUUUAUUGAUAAAACAAGAGUUACCUGUUUAUGUUGGGUUCCAGGAAGUAAAUCCUUAUUUUUAGCAGCUCAUGCUUCAGGACAAUUUUAUGUUUAUAAUGAAGAAUUGCCUUGUGGAUCUGCAGCUCCUCAUUACCAGCCUUUCAAAGCUGGUGAAGGUUUUUCUGUAAACACCUGUAAAACUAAAUCAACCAGAAAUCCUUUAUUCAGGUGGUUGUUGGGAACUGGUGCUGCAAUUAAUGAAUUAGCAUUUAGUCCUAAUGGAUCUCAGUUAGCUGUAGUUUCUCAAGAUGGGUUACUUAGAAUAUUCCAAUAUGAUAGCAUGGAACUUUUAGGCCAUGCAAGAUCAUACUUUGGUGGUUUAUUAUGUGUUGCAUGGUCAUGUGAUGGGAAAUUAAUAGCUGUAGGUGGUGAGGAUGAUUUAGUUACAGUGUAUUCCAUGGAACAAAAGCGGGUCGUAGCUCGUGCUCAAGGACAUCGUUCGUGGGUAUCAGCUGUUGCAUUUGACUGGUUUUUAGAAGCAGAAUCCUGUUACAGAUUAGGAUCAGUCGGACACGACACUCAAAUAUGUCUUUGGGAACUGCCUGAAGAUAAUUUAGUACCCCCAAGGCCAAGAGCUAAAAGAAGACCUGAUCCUCUACAAUUAGUUGGUACUCCAGCUUGUCCUAGAAUAGAUGAAUGUCCAAACCUCGAACCUUUAGUUUGUAAGAAAAUUGCUCAUGAAAGAUUAACUGCUCUAGUCUUUAGGCCUGAUUCUAUAAUAACUGCGUGCCAAGAUGGAUAUGUUUAUACUUGGGCGCGUCCUACCACAUAA